CACAAAUACUCCCACUAUUCAAAUACGUUCGUGAAGCAACGAAUGUGUUGAAUGACUCAUAAUAAGCUAAGCAAUGGUCCCAAGUGAAUGUCUCAUUUAAAAGCCAGUUGUAUCUGUAUUAAAAUCACGAGUAGAACCGUACUCUUGCUGGUAUAAUUAUAGCAACGGCAUGAGUUUAAUAUCAUCGUUGUUUACAAUACGUAAAUGUGUGUGAAGAAACGAGUGUGAAGUAAGACAAAAUACAUAUAAGAAAUAUAAGAAAUUGUCAAACAAUUCGUUGCCUUGUAAACAGAGAAAAUAUAUCGUUUGUUAAAUUCGUGGUCACAAACAGUGCGUUUAUAAUUAGUUGGAUAUAUUUAUAUAUACAUAUCUGUCACUCGAUUUAUCAAUAUGUACCGAUUCCCUGUUAAUCAGGGCGACAGGGCUUCGAACGGACGCAAAUAUGUUGAAUCAAGUCUAACGUAUCUCCCGUAAGAUAAGAACGAAAGGCAAACAAUAAUAGGGGCGGCAAAAGAAAUUUCACCAUUCAAUUGUUAUCUCGUUGUGUCUAUAUUUAUCGGGAACAGAAUGUCGCAGAAUCGUUGUUUUAUAACAUCGAUCGUUAACGGUCAGCCUAAAUCGCGCCCCACUUGUGUAAACAUAAAUAUUCCUAUCAUAUCGGGAAGUAAACGAACGUGCAGCGAAAAAAGUAAUGAUGCGAGAAAUCCGUUAGUCGGUUUUUGGGAUAGUGAAGAGUACGAAGCGAAUCAGAAGGAAUUUAUAACAAUGGAAUCAACAGAUACUACUCACCUUUCCUGCGGUGCAUCAACAUACGAGGCUGUAUAUUUCGGCGGAUCUAAAGAAAGAUUACAAGACACAGGAUCAACAAGCGAUGAUUUUAGAUACUACCGAAUCGAUCCAAUGUGUAUGAAUAUUCGCUUGUGUAUGUUUUGGUUUUUAUGGGCAUUGUUGAUAGUAGUGUUUAUUUUAUCUAUUUUAUUUCACUGCUGUUUUUCAUCGAAACCAUGCUACAAUACUACUAUAAAUAUAACAAAUACAGAUUUCCAAUCGGAUGUUAUUGAAUAAGUCAAUAAAUAAAAAAUCGAUGUGUCCAUAAAGAUAUUUUUUCGGGCUAUCAAGAUAUAAGAUAAUCGUUUAAUUCCUUGCUUACGUUAACAAAGCUGCUGUUAAGCAGAAUGACACAGAUCAAAAUACUUCUAAAACCUUUAAAUGUUAAAUAUGAGAAAUGUU
Molecule: messenger RNA, 1230 nt
Organism: Bombus pyrosoma
Lineage: Eukaryota; Metazoa; Arthropoda; Insecta; Hymenoptera; Apidae
Exons: 3
Coding region: 568-1065 (165 amino acids)
Source: RefSeq, a predicted model, not a curated record